Messenger RNA from Bactrocera neohumeralis, 2469 nucleotides. It is a transcript of the gene grp, whose product is annotated as serine/threonine-protein kinase grp. Gene Ontology annotation, biological process: microtubule cytoskeleton organization; DNA damage checkpoint signaling; protein phosphorylation. The record is from RefSeq and is a predicted model, not a curated record. Gene Ontology annotation, cellular component: cytoplasm. Gene Ontology annotation, molecular function: ATP binding; protein serine/threonine kinase activity; tau-protein kinase activity. The transcript has 8 exons. The coding region runs from base 528 to 2075 and encodes 515 amino acids. Lineage: Eukaryota; Metazoa; Arthropoda; Insecta; Diptera; Tephritidae.
UUCUUGCUGCUUCCACAAGCGAUAGUUUGCUGUGUUGUCAAAAUUGUGAUUUUUUUUAAAUAGAGGCUAACAUAAAAAACCUGUCUGAAGUAAAUUUAGUAUUUCUUUAUGAACAAAAGUUGUCAAACACGAAGUGUUUUCAGCAAGCAGAAAGACUGCGAAGUGAGUAGAAAGUGUGUGAGAUCAUCAACCGGUGAAGGGACAAUUAGAAAACCCCAAACGAAAAGCAUUGUACUCUGAUAACCGCAACAACACAACGUAGAGCGACGACAGCAUCGGCGCUGAUAGUGACGCUGACGGCAAAUGCAGACGACAUGCCGUUGUCGACAAUUAUGCAGCAACAACCAUAAGGCAUAUUACGAACGUUAGUCAUAGGCCAGCAAAAUACCAAAGAAGGCAACGGCACGGCUCGGCCGUAGAAAAAAAAAACGCCAAACAACCACAUACCUUGAUAAGUAUUAGAAGCGUUAAGCGUAAUUUGGUGAGAAGCAAGGAAGACGACACCGUCGCAAAUACAACCCGCCAACAUGUCCGCUUCGCUAAUGCCUUUGUCUGAGUCGCAAAAAGUGGAUGGCAAUGGAGAUGGUGGCGCUCGCGAGUUCGUCGAAGGUUGGACACUUGCGCAAACACUUGGCGAGGGUGCCUACGGCGAAGUAAAAUUGUUGAUUAAUCGUCAAACCGGCGAAGCUGUUGCCAUGAAAAUGGUUGAUCUGAAAAAGCAUCCGGAUGCUAUGCUCUCCGUACGCAAAGAAGUUUGCAUACAAAAAUUGCUACAAGAUAAACACAUUCUGCGCUAUUUCGGCAAGCGUUCGCACGAUGAUGUCGAGUAUUUGUUUUUGGAGUAUGCAGCCGGCGGUGAGCUAUUUGACAGAAUUGAACCCGAUGUUGGCAUGGCACAACAUGAAGCCCAAAGAUAUUUCCUGCAGCUGCUUUCUGGCGUACAAUAUUUGCAUCAACAUGGCAUAGCGCAUCGUGACUUGAAGCCGGAAAACCUUUUGCUGGACGAACAUGAUAAUAUUAAAAUAUCGGAUUUCGGCAUGGCGACAAUGUUUAGAUACAAAGGCAAAGAACGCUUGCUGGACACCCGCUGCGGCACUUUACCAUAUGUAGCGCCUGAAGUACUUAUAAAACCCUACCACGCACAACCCGCCGAUAUCUGGUCCUGCGGCAUUAUACUGGUCACUAUGCUGGCUGGUGAACUGGCCUGGGAUCAGCCUUCGACAAAUUGUCAAGAGUUCAAAAACUGGACUGAUAAUGAACGCUGGUCAACACAGACGCCUUGGAGCAAAUUGGACACAUUGGCGAUAUCGUUGCUGCGCAAAGUUUUGGCCACAAAUCCUACAUACCGACUGACACUAGAGAAGAUACUCGACCACAAAUGGUGUAACAUGCAAUUCAAUGAGAAUGAACUUUCACACGAUCUCGUUGAUUCGGCCGCUGCGCUCGACAUACACUCGCCGAAAGCCAAACGCUCACGACAGCAUUCGAGCAAGCAUCGUCUCACCAAUCACUUCGUCGAUGACACGAUAUCGCGUAAUUACUGCUCACAACCGAUGCCCACCAUACCGCCAGAUUUUACGGACGGUGGCAGCGCCGCCGAUGGCGCCAAUAACAAUCCCGCCGCCGCACAGGAGGCGCGCUUCAAUUUCUGCUUCUCACAACCUGCCCUACUGGACGAUUUGCUGGUUUGCACGCAAAUGAAUCAAACACAAUCGGCAUCGCAGAAUGUCUUCCAUCGUUUGGUGCGUCGUAUGACGCGCUUCUUUGUCACCACACGUUGGGAUGACACGGUAAAACGUCUGGUCGCGACCAUCGAACGUUUGGGUUUCGCCUGCAAAGUGGGCGAUGGUGGUGUGGUCACCAUAUCAACGAUUGAUCGCCGAAAACUGCGUUUGGUCUUCAAGGCGUACAUUAUCGAGAUGGAUGGCAAGAUUCUGGUCGAUUUCCGUUUGUCCAAAGGUUGUGGUUUAGAGUUUAAGCGUCGCUUUAUUAAAAUUAAAGAAUCAUUGGAGGACAUUGUCUUGCGUGGACCGACAACGUGGCCCAUUGCGAUAGCGACAAAUGCUGUGCCUUAAAAAGAAUUUGCGUUUUAUAUGUUCGAAGGCGUUUUGAAGUUGUACAAUGACUGGCAGUUACAAUGCAAUUGCCAAAUAUAUUUUAUAUAUAUUUUUUUUACACUAUCCAAUCCAAAGUCAAUUUCCUACACAAAAUGUAUACAAAGAAAAUAUGUAUUCUCUAAUUUAGUGUUAUCACUUUCAUAUGUCUGUUUGCAUUAUUAUUGUUUUUGUAUUCACAUAUUCUCAUUGAAUUUCACAUAUAGUUUUAGUAAUUGACUUAGUUUCGUUUUUGGCUGUAUUAAUUUAUUAGAAAACACAAAUCAGACGAAUGUUAAUAUACACAUUUUAUGGAAAUCUUAGUUAAAUAUAAAGAAGACUGCUGAAAUAACAGCAAAUGAAAUGUUAAAUGAAA